Messenger RNA from Rotaria sordida, 1680 nucleotides. The record is from the annotation of a GenBank genome assembly. NCBI's taxonomy places the organism in Eukaryota, Metazoa, Rotifera, Eurotatoria, Philodinida, Philodinidae.
AUGCCAAAUACACGAAGUUCCAAUCGUUAUACUGUCAUUCCUAAUGGAUUAAGUGAAGAAGAAAUGGACACAUCCGAGUCAGAAGAUGAAAUUGGUGCUGUUCAACAUGUUUUACAGGAUAAAUUAACAAUCAACGAAGACAAUUCAUCUAGUGAAGGAACUCCAGCAGCAGAUUUUACUGGAAUUUUGCCACCACCACCAAUACAUGAAGAGUUUGAACCUAUUGAUUACUUUUAUUUUAUGUUCGGCAAGGAAUCUAUUACACUUAUGAUAAAUCAAUCAAAUUUAUAUUCUACCCAGAUGAAUCCAAAUAAACCACUUUGUGUUUCUGAAAAUGAAAUGAAUCGCUUUAUAGGUAUAUUAUUAAUGACUGGUGUCUAUUCAUUUCCACAACAGCGUUAUUUUUGGAUGAAUGCUACUCGUGUUGAAUCUAUAACCUCGGCUAUGAGUCGAGAUCGAUUUUUACAAAUCAAAAGAAAUAUUCAUGUUGUUGAUAAUACAAAUCAAUUAGAUAGCAAUGAUCCAAAUUUUGAUCGUGCACACAAGGUUCGACCAUUAUUAAAAAUUGUUAAAGAAAAUUUCCGAAAAAUUCCAAAAGAAGAAAACUUAAGUGCAGAUGAACAAAUUAUACCUUUCAAAGGACGAAGCAUCAUGAAGCAAUACAUGCCAAAAAAACCGCACCGUUGGGGUUAUAAAAUGUUUAUAUUAGCUGGUAGUAAUAGUGGUUUAUGUUACGAUUUUAUCUUUUAUACAGGUAAAGAAGGUAAGUCUGUACAUGGAUUUUGUGCACAAGUUGUUCUUGAUCUUUGUGAAACAGUACCAAGAUCGAUAAAUCAUAAGCUUUUUUGUGAUAAUUUUUACACUACAAUCAGAUUACAAGUGGAGUUGCACAAGCUUGGUAUUAAUGCUGUUGGUACGGUACGAUCAAAUAGAUUAUCUGGUUUGAUUAUGAAAAACGAAAAGGAUUUAUCACGCGAGGGACGUGGUGCUAUGGAUCAUCGUGUUGCCGAAGUUGAUGGUGUUCAAAUUUGUGCAGUGAGAUGGUACGACAAUAAUGUCGUUAACUGCCUAUCAACAUUACAUGCUUGUCAUCCAGUUGAUUUUGUUCAAAGAUGGUCAAACAAAGAAAAAAAACAUAUACAAGUAAAAAGACCACAUAUUAUAAAAGCUUAUAAUCAACAUAUGGGUGGAGUGGACUUGCUUGAUAUGUUGAUAUCGCUCUAUCGUAUUAAUGUUGGCUCAAAAAAAUACUAUAUUAAAAUUAUUUUUCAUCUCAUGGAUUUAUCUUUAGUGAAUGCUUGGCUCCUUUAUCGUCGUCAUUGUUCACAACAGAAAAUUCCAAAAAAGAACAUUAUGUCUUUACUAACAUUUCGUGUCAAUGUAGCUGAAGCCUUGCUUCAAUCUAAUCUAUCGUCAUCGCCAACACUCAAACGUGGUCGUCCAUCAUUACAAUCAACAACAAGUGAUCAAACAUCACCAAAAUCAUCUAGAGCUACACCAAAUCCACUACCAUCAAAAACUAUUCGAAUGGAUAAAUUUGACCAUUGGCCGAUUUACAUAGAGAAAGGCCGCUGUCGAAAUCCUGGUUGUACCGGUCAGACACGAAUAUCAUGUUCAAAAUGUAAAUUACGUCUUUGUUUGAAUGAUAAAAAUAAUUGUUUCGUUGAGUAUCAUAAUUAA